Molecule: messenger RNA, 1791 nt
Organism: Pipistrellus nathusii (Nathusius's pipistrelle)
Lineage: Eukaryota; Metazoa; Chordata; Mammalia; Chiroptera; Vespertilionidae
Source: the annotation of a GenBank genome assembly
AUGCUGCUGACCUUCCACACAGACUUCUCCAAUGAAGAGAAUGGCACCGUCAUGUUCUACAAAGGCUUCCUGGCCUACUACCAAGCUGUGGACCUCGAUGAAUGUGCUUCCCAACAAAACACAGUUGAGAAGAAUCCCCAGCCCCGGUGCCAACAGCUUUGUCACAACUACGUUGGCGGCUACUUCUGUUCCUGCCGUCCGGGCUAUGAGCUUCAGAAGGACGGACAUUCCUGCCAGGUUGAAUGCAGCAGCGAGCUGUACACAGAGCCAUCAGGCUACGUGUCCAGCCUGGAGUACCCCCAGCCCUACCCUCCUGACCUGCGCUGCAACUACAGCAUCCGGGUGGAGCGGGGCUACACCAUCCACCUCAAGUUCCUGGAGCCUUUUGAAAUCGAUGACCACCAGCAAGUACAUUGCCCCUAUGACCAGCUACAGAUCUAUACCAGUGGAAGGAACAUCGGCGAGUUCUGUGGGAAGCAGAGACCCGCUGACCUUGACACCAGCAGCAACGCUGUGGAUCUGCUGUUCUUCACGGACGAGUCAGGGGACAGCCGGGGCUGGAAGCUGCACUACACCACUUCAAUCAUCAAGUGCCCCCAGCCCAAAACCCUAGACGAGUUCACCAUCAUCCAGAGUCUUCAGCCUCAGUACCAAUUCCGUGACUACUUCAUCGUGACCUGCAAACAAGGCUACCAGCUCAUGGAGGGGAACCAGGAGCUGCUCUCCUUCACAGCUGUCUGCCAGGAUGAUGGCACGUGGCAUCGUGCCAUGCCCAGGUGCAAGAUCAAGGACUGUGGGCAGCCCCGGAGCCUGCGUAAUGGGGCCUUCAAUUAUACCACCACAAAGGGGGUAAACACCUACCAGGCCCGUAUCCAGUACUACUGCAAUGAACCGUAUUACAAGAUGAAGACCAGAGAUGGUAGCAGCGAGUCUGAGCAAGGCAUGUAUACCUGCACAGCCCAGGGCAUUUGGAAAAAUGAACAGGAAGGAGAGAAGAUUCCUCGGUGUUUGCCAGUGUGUGGGAAACCCGUCAACCCUGUCCACCUCCUCCCGUCGCAGCGCAUCAUUGCAGGGCAAUCCGCCGAGAUGGGCAGCUUCCCCUGGCAGGCAUUCACCAACAUUUAUGGGCGAGGGGGUGGGGCCCUGUUGGGUGACCGCUGGAUCCUCACAGCUGCCCACACCCUCUACCCCAAGGGAUACAACGCAGAAGCCAAUACCAGCAUAGACGUGUUCCUGGGCCACACAAAAGUGGAAGAAAUCAUGAAACUAGGAAACCACCCUGUACGCAGGGUCAGGGUCCACCCAGACUACCGCAAGGAUGAGUCCCAGAAUUUUGAGGGGGACAUCGCCCUCCUCGAACUGGAAAAUAGUGUCACCCUGGGCCCCAACCUGCUCCCCAUCUGCCUCCCUGACAAGGAGACCUUCUAUGCUACAAAGCAAAUGGGCUAUGUCAGUGGCUUUGGGAUCACGGAAGACAAGAUGGUUACCGAGCUCAAGUUUGUCCGGCUGCCCGUAGGUGACCGAAGUUUAUGUGAGAAGUGGCUUCGGGGUAAAAAAAUGAACUAUGUGUUCUCACAAAGCAUGUUCUGUGCUGGGGACCCGACGCAAAAGCGUGAUGCCUGUCAGGGGGAUAGUGGAGGGGUCUUUGCUGUGAGGGAUAAUGGUACUGACCGCUGGGUCGCCACAGGCAUAGUAUCCUGGGGCAUCGGAUGUGGCAAUGGGUAUGGCUUCUACACCAAGUUACUCAAUUACCUGGACUGGAUCAAAAAAGAGAUGGAGGAAGAGGGCUGA